UACCGCUCUCUGCUGCAGAGAGGGGCUUCGUGACGUCACUGGCGGCUCCAGCGGCUCGUUGAUUGGAGAAGGAAAAAAAUGGGGAGAAGAUUGUGAGGUACUCAGGACCUCUAAAGUACAGAGACUGAAUGUUCCCUCCCUGCUCAGUCAUGUGACUGACCUGGCUCUUCCAUUUUACGGUGGGAUCUUUUCCUCCUCAUGCUGACUAACCCAGUCUGCCCCGUUCUCACCAUGAGAGUUCUGACCUCCGUGCCCUCAUACUGGCGCUGCCGUCGUGCCGCAUGAGCGCCUCCCUCCCCUCCAGCAGUUACUGCACGGAAUGGCCUCUCUGGACCUGCCAUACCGCUGUCCUCGCUGCGGGGAGCACAAGCGCUUCCGAAGCCUUUCGUCACUACGAGCCCACCUGGAGUACAACCACACAUACGAGACCCUUUAUGUCCUCUCCAAGUCCAACAGUGUAUGUGACGCUGCCGCUCUGCUGCCCCUAGUGGCCGAGGGAGCUCUCCUCACGCCCGCCAACAACAACGACCCCUUCGAAGCGCUCCGGCCUUCAGCUCUGAAGGAGCGCCACUUUCCCUGCAGGGAGCUUCCCUGUGCCGACGACCUCAGCUUGACCCCAGCUAACUCCAACUCCGAGGCCAGGUACAUUCCUAAUGUGGAGUUCCCCCUGGGGGAGAUCUUCAUGAAGAAAGCGAUGACAUCCACGGAUCCAGGCAGCCAUGGAAACCCCAGUACUGCUGUGGCUGUGGCUGCGAAUGUGGCUGCCAGUGCUGUAGAGGCGGCUUAUGAGGAGGGCCUGGCGAGGCUGAAGGCGCGGGCGUUCGAGCGGCUGGAGCUGGACGAGAGGCUGGAGAAGUUGUCGGAGGAGGUGGAGCAGAAAAUAGCGGCCCGUGUAGGCCGUCUCCAGGCGGAGCUGGAGAGGAAGAGCUCUGAGCUGGAGAGGGCCAAGCAGGAGAGCGAGCGGCUGAGCCAGGAGAAACAGGACCUGGAGGACAAGGCCUCUGAGCUCUCUCGGCAGGUGGACGUCUCCGUGGAAAUGCUGGCCAACCUCAAGCAGGAUCUGGUGAACAAGGAGGCGGAGCUAAACCACAAACAGCAGGAGGUUUCCCAGAUUGACCAGUUCCUUCAGGAGACGGCGGCGCGGGAAGCCAAUGCUAAGGUCCGCCUGCAGCAGUUCAUUGAGGAGCUUCUGGACCGAGCUGACCGUGCUGAGAAACAGCUGCAGAUCAUCAGCAGCUGUGGCACCACACCGAACGGCAGCUUAGGACGCUGCAGUCUGCAGGCCUCGAAGGGCACUGGGCGCCAGAGAAAUUCCAGCCUCUCUGGGAGCACAAGAGGAAUGUACCAAGUAUCAGAGAGACGAUCUUCUCCCAGCACAGGAGCAUCAGGGAGGAUAAAGUCUGUCUCCCAGGGUUCUGGAGGUUACGACAGCGACAGCGUCGAGAUGCAUCCUAUGGAGGAUUGUCCCGAGGCGCAGUACUAUCACAUGCAGUGCCGCAUGGGUGAGGGUGGCUACGAGCGCUCCCCGGGAUGCGGAUCUAGAAACUGGGGUCUUCGCAAGCAGGCCAUUCAGAACUGGCAGCGGCGACCGUACAGGAACAGCACCGAGGGUGAGGAGGGGGACGUGUCGGACGUGGGCUCGCGGACCACCGAGUCUGAAGUGGAGAUGUGGGAGCAAGAGCGGAGAGCCGUGGCUGAGAUUCAGCAGUCUGCAGUACCCUAUACUCACCACAGCAGGGCAGCGUAUCGCCCUAACACGGGUCGGUCUGAUGUGGUUUACAGCAAGCCAUGCCGCCAUGAAAAGAGCCCAUCGAAAUCCAAUGAGGUGAUAAGUCCAGAGAUCCUGAAGAUGCGUGCAGCGCUCUUCUGCAUCUUUACCUACCUGGACACCAAAACCCUCCUGAAAACCGCCGAGGUCUGCCGCAACUGGAGGUUCGUGGCCCGACACCCAGCUGUGUGGACCAGAGUGCUGCUGGAAAACGCUCGCAUUUCUUCCAAGUUUUUGACCACAUUGUCUCAGUGGUGCACUCAGACACACUCCCUCAUUCUCCAAAACCUUAAACCAAGGCAGCGAGGCAAGAAAGAAUCCAAGGAGGACUACCUUAAAAGCACACGUGGCUGUCUUGAGGAAGGUUUGGAGGCGUUGUUAAAGGCCACAGGAAGUAACCUGCUGAUACUAAAGAUUUCACACUGUCCCAACCUGCUGACUGAUCGCUCCCUAUGGUUGGCCAGCUGCUACUGCCGUGCCCUCCAGGCCGUAACCUAUAGGAGCGCCACAGAUCCAGUUGGCCAGGAGGUUAUCUGGGCCCUUGGCGCAGGGUGCAGAGAUAUUAUUUCUCUGCAGGUGGCGCCCCUACAUCCAUGUCAACAACCAGCACGUUUCAGUAACCGAUGCCUGCAGACGAUUGGAAGAUGCUGGCCACAUCUCCGUGCUCUUGGUGUGGGUGGAGCUGGAUGUGGGAUUCAGGGACUCGCCUCACUGGCGAGGAACUGCAUGCGCCUGCAGGUGUUGGAGUUGGACCAUGUGAGCGAAAUCAACCAGGAGGUGGCAGCAGAGGUUUGCAGGGAGGGUCUGAAGGGUCUGGAGAUGUUGGUGCUUUCAUCCACACCGGUCACCCCUAAAGCCUUGCUCCACUUCAACAGUGUUUGCCGCAACCUGAAAUCCAUCGUGGUUCAGAUUGGUAUAGAAGACUACUUUGAGGACCCCAACAGCCCAGAAGCCAGAAAGCUGUUUGAUGAAAUGGUUAACAAGCUGCAGGCUCUAAAGAAGAGACCGGGUUUUUCCAAAAUUCUCCAUGUGAAAGCAGACAGCCUCUGCUAACAUCCUUUGUGCAGGUUGCUGGAGAGUGCGACCACAGUAUGAGUUGAUCCGCAGGACGCAGGUAGCUUGAGCCCACCUCUUGGUGGCUAGAUGCAUUUGGAGCACAAGAAACAGAACCAAGAAAGAUCUUAUUGAUGAAUAAAGGCCCAGGAUUACCAAGUAUAUUUUACUAAAUAAAAAUCAUAAAACAGCACCAGAUUUGAUGAAAAUGUGCUAAAUGUUGGUGAUAUUCAGUGGCAGUAGAUUCUCAACCAAGAGCCUGUAUAAACCUUACUAACUCAAGAAACACAGCUGCUUUCAAAACUGUCUCUCAUCCACAAUCUCUCUAAACGUGGAGCCACUUGGAGUGUCACACGCUGCAUUCUUACUUUCUGCAUCUGCAUUAUGCUUAAUGCAAGCUAGCUCUAGCUUCAACAUCAACUGCAGAAACAAGAUGGGGAACGUGCGUAUUUUCCACAGAUGCCCAUCAAGCUUCUGUUUUCACAAGAGGUUGAGGCAUUUUUUUCCUAAAGGUUUGUAACAGGAGCUUUAUGCUUAGGUGUGAUGUUGAGGAAAUAAGUGCUUAUUGUACUCUGUCCCCAAAACUUGCCAAAUCCAAGGGUGUGAACAUGCACUGCUUCCAAGCCCUGCAGAAAGGGUGGAGGGCUCCCGCCCUGCAACACACAGACCAUGUUAUCUUGAAAGUGCAUGGUAGCGCUGGGUUUUGCCUCCAGUACCGUCCUCUGCUUCCUUGUAUGAGAAUAUCCAUGUCAGCCAAACUGGAUUCAGUGUUUAUGAACUUUGUUGUAAUCUCUGGACCUGUUUGCGUCAGAGGACAGUUUGGAGUAUAGUAAGUCGCUGGUGCAUUUUGUAGCGACGUUCAUCUUUAUUCCAGUAUUUCCUUCUCCGGUGUGCCAAUUAUAAAAGGAUGAGGGACCAGGCAAGUCACCAGUGUCCCUACUGGACCCAAGUUUGCUGUGAGCAGAAGCAGCUCAAACUGAAUAUAAAGUGUUGUGUUUCCUAUAAAGCAAAUUAUCCAGGUGUGUACAGGUGUUCUAGUGUUUGUAUUCAUACUGAACAGUGCCAUUUGCAUCACUGGGGCUAUUCUCUUCAUUUUAAUUAAUUAGGUGACAUCCUCUGACCCUCUUCUGAUGUUUUCUUCCACCCAGUAUCACAGCUAGGGUGAAGAGAGCUGACCCCUGUACAUUAAGGGAUCUGGGGCAAGUAUUAUGCUUCAGGACUUCCCUUCAAGUUAGAAAAUUGAUUUGGCAGAAAUUUAGCCAAUCUUUGAUUAGCUGUAUUGUCUUUUUGGGUUAAAGACAGCACUGCUCUACACAUUUUCUGAUUCCAGUGCCGCUUUACUACAGUGGAACAACAAGCCCGUUGAUCUGAUGGCUCUGUCUUGAGCUCAAAGUUUUGGAUGUUAGAGGUGUGUGUGUUUGCCAGGCCUUAAAAAGGAUUCACUGUUUUAUUUGAUAGAAUGUAAUCCCUACUUCGGACCAAAAAUGUUUUGCAUUCUGGUGCACUGAUUUCUCCUUAUCUCUGACUUUAAUAAUGUGCAAUAUUUUAUCAUUCUCUAAAACAUGCACAAAAUCUGAUUACAGAUUGAAAUGAAAUCACUUUACAGGAUGAACAUAACAGUCCUUCCCAUUUGUUUGCUGCAGGUUACGGAGACGGUUCUAACAUAAUCUUUACAAGUGUGAAAUUUGCAUGACAUUUGCAAAAACUUAUGGGGCUAUGAUAGAUGUUUUGACUUAUUUUCGGGGGGGGGGAUUGUUGAUAAAACAUUUUAGCUCAUUAUUUCAAACAUAUGAGCUUUGGAUAUCAGAUAAAUGAGAUGAUAGCAAAAUCAAGCCCAUGGUCUCAUUAUCUCAAGAUAAUGGUAUGAUGAAACGGUUACCACAACUGCCAUAUCUUAAGCACAACGUAUCCCAAGACAUUUUUCUCUGCAUAGUAGAAUCAAAAAUAUUUAAUGAGAAGUGAGUUUAAAAUCUCGUUACUGACAAAAUAAAGACAAGAAAACUGUUACUGCAAGCUUGAAAUUUUAUUAUCUUUAGAUAAUGAGACAGGGAAACCCCAAUCUUUAAAAAAAAUAAACUUUUUUGAGGUUAUGAUAUAAUGAAAGCAUUAUAUAAUGAGAAAAUGAGAUGCAGAGCUUAGGACAAGAGCAUAAAGCAAUGAAGUUGUCAUCUCAACAAAAAAAAUGUUUUAAGGCAUUUUCCUAUCAAAACAAGACUAAAAUUUCUAUCAUUACAUAUUGAGCUCAAGAUCUUGAUAUCUUCAGAUAAAGUAACAUUUGAACAUAACAAAAUCAGCUCUAGAUUUUUGUCAUCUCAACAUGAUGCUGUUUUUCACUUGCCUGCGAAAAACUGCCUGAAAAUGAAAUGAGAAAUUUGAAAAUUUUAAGUCCGGAGUUUUGAAAGGAAAAGUUUGAAGGAACCCUUUGCCUGACAUGCUCACCAUAAGCACAUGUUAAGUUGUGUGUAUGGUCACAUAUAAUAUUCUGUAAGCUGUGACUCUCCCUCUUUUUAUUCCACUCUGAUGUGGAUUGGUUGCUGGCUAACCUGAAGGAAAAAGGCUAACGAUAAAGGAGAUAAACUUCACAGUAGGGAAAACUCCCCACAAAGCACUUGUUGAUUUUGAGUUUCAGACAAUCCUGCAUUCAUUAUCAGCUACUCUGUAUAUAAUGUUUGUAUAUAAAAAAAAAAAGAAGAAAAAAAAAAUCCUGAAAAAAUGACCGACAUUUGAUGUUAUUAUAAUAAGGUGAUGAGUCGGAGUGGAAAAACUGAAGUUUACAGGUCUUCAUUUAGAGUCCAAUGAAUAAUUACACAUAGAGAACUAUAUUAUGUCUAACAGUAGUGUUAAAAUUGCAGUUGUGUACUAGAUACUUUAUAUUAAAUGUGCAUCAGAUUCAUAUAGAGAUGGAGAUUAUUUAAAAAGGUUAAAGAUGAUAAUUCAGCUAUUUAUUUCUAUAUAAAAAGAGCGCUGUGUACAGUAUAAUGUUGGCAUGUUUGUGUUCAUGCAUCAUUCAUUGAGUUGCCUUUUAACUGUUCUGCUACUGUGGCAAAAAAACAAAAAAAACAAAAUUAAAUGUUUAAAGAGCUUUGAUUGCCUGCAGGUUAAUAAUAAUCUUCAUUUGAUCCUGUCUGUUGUUGCACUAUAGAGAAAAACACUAUUUCAGAUGUUUAUUAUGAGUGUUUUUAAUGUUUUCGGGUAUUUAAAAAAAAAUAAAAAAGAUGCACUUUCCUUUUUUGAACACUUUCCAUGGCCCGUUGGUCAUCCAUUUAGACAGAUAUUUCUGGGAUGUCUGUUGCUUGAUUGUUGGAAAUAACAGUAAUAAAUUGCUUAUCUCUGUUUGAGAACAGGCAACAUCUCCCACACUGGAACCUAUCGCUCCCUUUUAACUACAUUUAAGUGCUUUUUAAGUUGCCAGUAUGACCUUAUAUUUGUAUUUGUUGCCAUCUUUGUUUUACUUCUACCCUGUAAAUUUCACACUCACAUCAACGGUAUUCUCGCUUGGUUGUGAAUACGGACUCUUUGUAGACGCUGCAGGGUCAGUAGGCCAGAAAACUACGGCGUAAAGAUGCCAGUGACACUGGAAAAACCUGUAUCUUUGGCUUCCAUCUGUGUACUUACCUUAUCUCAAUGCAUCUUUCUUGAACCGUAACUUUUUUGACUCAAGUGUCUUCUGUUAACAUUUUUAUCAUGCCAUGCAAUAGGAGAAGAAAACUGCGUGAGUGUUAAUGUACUUCUGUAUAUAUUUUAUGUAUGAAUGAUUGUACUCUGCCCAUUCAUCUGAAGUGUGUUUUACACAUUACCUCAACCUUUAACAGGGCAAUUAUUAAUGCAUUUUCUUUUCUUUUUUUUUAAAGUUAUUAGUUUGUUUCUUACUGCCAUUGACAGGUGAUUCAUCCCAAUUUCUGCGAACACAUGAAUUCUGUUGAUGAAAACAAAAAACUUUUCCAAAAAGAUCAAACAGCCUUCUACGAUGACUGCAAUAGAUGGAUUUUCAUUCAUUUGAUGUCAUCAAUAAAUCUGCUUUAAAUUGUA
Xiphophorus hellerii (green swordtail) is the source of this 6850-nucleotide messenger RNA. It is a transcript of the gene fbxo41, whose product is annotated as F-box protein 41. The transcript has 14 exons. The coding region runs from base 320 to 2821 and encodes 833 amino acids. Lineage: Eukaryota; Metazoa; Chordata; Actinopteri; Cyprinodontiformes; Poeciliidae. Gene Ontology annotation, molecular function: protein binding. The record is from RefSeq and is a predicted model, not a curated record.